GCGGUCACACACACUGCCUUUAAAGGCUUUUCACGUUGAGUAGAAAGUGGAUAGCUGCUUCUCUUUUCAUUAUUUCAAUCAGCCGCCGACUCCGUGGGUUGCGCUUCUGCAAACUGAUGCUUUUGUGCUGUUCCGCGUGCCCCCGGGUGGUUUCCGAAGCAGCUCCGCGUUGCUCUGCAGAGCACGCAGAGACAGCAGCGAGAAGGCUGUCAGAAUGAAGGACCAGAACUGCGCCGAGGAGAUAACGCAAAUUCUCCAGGAUGCACCCUCCGCAAGGCAGGCGCUACUGGACAACUUCAGUAACCUAAACAACGUGGCCGAAUACUGCGAGAAGAAUUACCUUCAGCUAGAGGACUCCAGCAUGGCUCUGGAGGAGACGAAGGCCUUCACCACGCAGUCCCUCGCCAGCGUGGCGUAUCAGAUCAGCAGCCUGGCCAGCAACGUGCUGAAGCUGCUCGACGCCCAGACCGCCCAGCUGCGCCACAUGGAGUCGUCCGUCAACCUCAUCGCCCAGACGGUGGACAUGCACCGUGAGAAAGUAGCACGCAGAGAGAUCGGCGUCUUCACCACGGUGAAGCGGGUCCCACGCAGCCACAAGAUCAUCCCGCCGGCAGCCACCCCCGACCCCAAACCCAAAUACUCCCGCACCCCCAUCACCUACUCCUCCCUGGAUGGCCUGGGGCACGGCAUGAAGGAGUCCGGGAAGGAGCAGGGAAGACAAGGAACGAUGUCUCAAAAGAAGAGGGAUGCAGGCGGCACACUGGGGCGCAGUGCUCGCUCAGUAGAGCCCGUUGCCUGCCCCACGGCCCCCACCCUGUCUCGGGGCGUGUCCAGCUCCUCCCUCAGUGAUCGCUCCCUGGGGUCCAGUUUUGGGAAAGCAGUAGCAGCACCGGUGGCUCCGCCUGUGGUGCCGAACUGGACCGGGCCGGACGUGGCCCCGCCCCCGACGGACGACACCCCCCCUCCCCCCCCACCCCCCCCACCCCCGCCGGCCCCGAUGGACACCAACGUGCCCCCCCCUCCCCCACCCCCGCCCCCCGCACCGGCAUCCCUGGACAUCCCCCCUCCCCCCCCUCCACCCCCCCUUGCAGCCAGCACCCCGAGCCUGUCUGUCCCCCCCCCUCCACCCGCACCCCCCCUGGAAACUGUGGCUGAGGAGAACGGGCCCCCCCCUCCUGUAUCAGAACAAGCUCCCCCCCCCCCGCCGGUGGGCGAUGCCUUUGAUCUUCCGGCCCCGCCCCCUCUACCUGGCGAUAUGUCCAGCUCGACGCUUCGCUCCAAACGCUCUCGGGGGCCGCGCCACCCCCCCCCCUCGCGCUCGGGGUCCCUCAGGGUCCGCCUGGGGCCCUCCACCCGCUCUCUGCACACUCUGUCCCUCUGCCUGCCCCCCUCCCACUCGCUCAUGAUUCCCCCGCCCCCUCCAUACCCGCCUCCUCUAGCCCCAUUGGCUACGCUGAGCGGUCUGUCCCGCCUCCCUGCACACCUGCAGCACCUGGACCUGGAGUUCCAGGCCCCGCCCCCUCCGCCUGAUAUGAUGGGGGGCUUUGACGACUUCCUGGCCCCCCUGCCUCCCCCUGUGGACUACGAUUCCAACGCCCCCCCCAACUAUGAAGAGAAAGUGGUGGCGCUGUACAGCUACAACACUGGCAACCCCGGGGACCUGUCCUUCGAGAAAGGCGACAUCAUGUACGUGACGAAGAGGAACGCGGACGGCUGGUGUGAGGGGGUGCUGGGGGGGGUGGAGGGCUACUUCCCCGGGAACUACGUGGAGUCUGCCUAACUGCCUCUCCCCUCCCCUCCUCUCCACACCCCAACACCCCCACACCCCCACACCCCCAACACGGGUAUUGUACAGGCGGUCAGAAAAAUCAGACAUAGGCCAAAAAAAAUAAAUAAAUAAAAAAUAAAAAUAAAAAAAACACCACCUAGACCUGCAGUGUAAAUGUGGCCUUAGUUUCCCCACCAGAUCAGUCCCUUUGACUGCUUCUGUCUGACGUACAGCCUCUGAUCUGUCCCUUUGACUGCUUCUGUGUGACGUACAGCCUCUGAUGGCCUCUGAGGGCCUAACAGCAGAGCAACAUCAAAGGGUUAACUCUUCCACAAGGGGUUAAAUAGCCAUGAAACAGGAAAUUGUGAGUUACAGAACUGUAACAUUCACACUCACUCACACUCACACACUCGCACACACAUACAUAUAUACACACACAUACACACUUACAGAACUGUAACAUACUUUGAAAAUGGCAUUCACUGUAAACGUGUCUUACCUGUAAUGUGUCUUUCAAUAACAUUAGGGAUACCAGCUAGUGGUCUGGGAUUUUUUUGAUUUGAUAAAUCACCAGUUGUUCACCUUGCAGUUAAACGUGAACCUAAGUAAGUUUUCUUCCCUAAAAUGUUUUCAUCAUGUCUCUCAAGUUACCGUCUCGGGUGCCAGGAGCAGCACAGAGCAGAAGUGUACCACGGCUCAGACAGCAGGCCAAUGUUUCACACGCUACAGGACAUACGUUACAUUAGUGGCAUUUGGCAGACGCUCUUAUCCAGAGCGACGUACAGUUGAUUAGACUAAGCAGGAGACAAUCCUCCCCUGGAGCAACGCUGGGUUAAGGGCCUUGCUCAAGGGCCCAACGGCUGUGCGGAUCUUAUUGUGGCUACACCGGGGAUCGAACCACCGACCUUGUGUGUCCCAGUCAUGUACCUUAACCACUAAGCUACAGGCAGCAUUGACACAGCCAAUCAGAGAAGACAUUUCUGGUGAGAGCUGGUAGCCAAUAGGAGUUUGUGUUGUUGCAAUUUUAUUAGGAAUCUGCAACUAUAGGGCCAGGAUUAAAAUGUAACAUUUAUACUGACUGUGCCAUUUGGAAGCCACAAGUAUUCUUAGAGAUAUAGAGAAAUUUCAGGAAAAAGAGCGAUAGGUCAUAUACUUUCUGUUUUUUUAAUCUAAAUUUUUAUAUUUUCGUAAUUUUACAUACUUGUGGCUAAACUAAUAUGUGCGUGAAUUGAAAUAAGGUACACUGAGACAAAGUAAUAUAUGGAAUUAUAGAAAUAAAUAACGGGAAUUCAGAUGAUAAAUAUUUAUAUACAUACAGGAAAUAUAUGUUUAGUAAAAUGUGAAUUUAUAGUAAGGAUGUAACAUUUUCUACUAUUGUGUGUAAGCUUUUAUGCAAGGGUGAUUUAAUUGAAGCUUUUCAGUAUUAAAUAUGACACUUAUAAAAA
Conger conger (European conger) is the source of this 3213-nucleotide messenger RNA. RefSeq names its product ABI gene family member 3-like. Gene Ontology annotation, cellular component: lamellipodium. Gene Ontology annotation, molecular function: SH3 domain binding. Bases 215 to 1780 code for a protein of 521 amino acids. NCBI's taxonomy places the organism in Eukaryota, Metazoa, Chordata, Actinopteri, Anguilliformes, Congridae. The transcript has 11 exons. The record is from RefSeq and is a predicted model, not a curated record.